Molecule: messenger RNA, 2738 nt
Organism: Sander lucioperca (pikeperch)
Lineage: Eukaryota; Metazoa; Chordata; Actinopteri; Perciformes; Percidae
Gene: tgfbr2l
Product: transforming growth factor beta receptor-like
Exons: 8
Coding region: 152-2032 (626 amino acids)
Biological process (GO): heart development; protein phosphorylation; cellular response to growth factor stimulus
Cellular component (GO): plasma membrane; signaling receptor complex
Molecular function (GO): activin receptor activity; ATP binding; transforming growth factor beta binding
Source: RefSeq, a predicted model, not a curated record
CUCUCUCUCUCUCUCUCUCUCUCUCUUUCUGCAUACAUGAGAGUCUGUCCGCUGAUACCGGGGGCCGAGGACCGACCGACCGACAGACGGACCCAACAACUGACGGACCGACCGAGCCCUGUGUUGUUUUCCCGGCUCGCUUUUCCCGCAGAUGAUGGCUCGCUGUCGGACGCUUUGGACCGGGAUCCUCGCCCUCCUGACUGCCGGUGUUCCAGCUGUUCACAGUCUCAGCCACCUGAGCUCCAACCUGUGUAAGUGGUGCGAGGCGACCAGUCCGCUGUGCAAAGACAGCAUCUGCCUCAGCAACUGCAACCUCACGUCCUUCUGCAACGCCGUGGACGAGAUCUGCAUCGCCAUGUGGAGGAAGAACAACAACACGAUGACGGUGCACACCAUGUGUCAUAACCCCGCCCUGCCACUAGAGGGCGUGGACCCCCGCCUGCUGCUGAACUUCACCUCCAGGGAGUGUCACAUGGUCCCGCAGCCGGCCGAGGACGGAGUCAUGAUGGUCUGCGGUUGCCACGGAGAACACGAGUGCAACGACAAACUUAUCUUCGACAAGGGAGCUCACGGAUUCUCCAAGCUGCAGAGUAAAGAUGUGAUCCCAGUGGUGGUGGUAAGUUUGGUGCCUCCUGUCCUGGUUGCCAUAGUCGCCACCGCCGCCUUCUACUUCUACCGCACACACCGCCCAGACAAACCGGGCCCUCCUGCUCGCCCUGCCUGGCCCACCAAACGCACCCCAGAGCUGUACCAGGCCUUCGACCUGCCAUGUGGCGGCCUGGGGACUCGGGGAGAGGGCGGAGGAGGAGGCAGCAUGAUCGGUCCUGGAGGCCAAACGGUGGAGUCCAACACCAAGGUGCCGUCUCUCAACAACGACAUGACGGACUGGCAGGGGCAGUCGGCAGAACUGCUGCCGAUAAAACUGGAGGUUCUGGUGGGGAAGGGUCGCUUCGCUGAAGUGUGGAGGGCGUGCCUGCUGCAGGGGGUGACGGGCGGAGUCAACAGCUACGAAACAGUGGCAGUGAAGGUGUUCCCAGCUGUGGAAUAUGCCUCAUGGAGAAACGAGUGCUCCAUCUACUCCGACGCCAAGCUGGAGCAUGACAACGUGGUCCGAUUCCUUGCGGCGGAGGAGAGGGGCCCGCGUGGCCACCCACUCAGGAAGUACUGGCUGGUUUUGGCCUAUCACAGCCUCGGGAACCUGCAAGACUUCCUCACGGAAAACAUCCUCAGCUGGGAGGAACUUGUUGCCAUGGCAGGCAGCAUAGCCAGAGGGGUAGCUCAUCUCCAUAGUGACACAACGCCCAGUGGGAUACCGAAGGUGCCGGUUGCCCAUCGGGACCUAAAGAGCAGUAACAUUGUGGUGAAGAGCAGGACGGAGUGCGCCCUGUGUGACUUUGGUCUGGCGUUACGACUCGAGCUCUCGCUCACCGUCGAUGACUACGCCAACAGUGGACAGGUUGGGACGGCUCGCUACAUGGCGCCAGAGGUGCUGGAGUCCCGGGUGAACCUGGAGGACUUGGAGGCGUUUAAACAGAUGGAUGUUUACUCCAUGGCUCUGGUGCACUGGGAGAUGGCGUCCCGCUGCCACGCCAUUGGGGAGGUGAAGAACUACGAGCCGGCGUUUGGCUCCAAAGUGUGCGAGCAGCCGUGUGUGGACAGCAUGAGAGACCUGGUGCUGAGGGACCGAGGACGGCCAGACAUCCCCUCAGCAUGGACACAACACCAGGGGAUGAGCGUCUUCUGCUCCACCGUCACCGAGUGCUGGGACCACGACCCCGAGGCCCGGCUCACGGCGCACUGCGUGGUGGAGCGCUACAACGUCCUGCAGCAGGAAGCUGACGAAGACCACCGCGAAGACAACCGAGGAGACAACCACGGAGAGAACCACGGAGAGAGAGAAAAGGACUCAGAGACGCCGGACAAUGCUGACAAUUCCUCGCCCUCCUCCUCUUCCCUUCCCUCCCUCCACACUCCCCAGCCGGACUCAAGGACGGGCGGUGCUGAGGUAUCCCACUCUGGCUCUGUUGUGUGAUAACGUGGACCCACGCUACGAGCCCUGCUUCCUCCCGUUACGGUCUACGUUCACACUGUCUGUCAUCUGUAGUUUUUACUCCGGCUGAUACUGAAACAGGCCUGCAGCAGCUGAGAGGGAACGGACUGAUACGUGGCUUAAAAAAUGGACAUAAAAAUUCUUCUUUUGACCCUCUUUCCUCCUGUUACUGGCUGCAUUCACACUGUCCAGGGUUUCCCCCAAAAAAGUUGUUCAGCCCUGUGGCAAGUGUGAAGGGCCCGGCUCGGACCAGUCACAGACUGACGGGAAACUUCCCCUAGAAAUCUGGACUGAGGACAUCAGUCAUAGUUCUGCUUGCGGAGAUAAACAUUUAAAAUGUUUUCAUGUUGUUGGAGCUGGUCUCCAUUUGAUGUCGUUGUUUUAUUCUUUAAUAGCUACUGUGAUGAUUAAACUAUAACCUACGUGUAUGAGUAAACAGGAGAGAGAGCUCUUUCCUAUUUCUGUGUCAUGUCAUACUUAAAUAACGGCAAAAAACUGGACCUGUUGCACCUCUACAGUUUUAAACACAAAGAUCUGAAUAUUAAUCUGAACACUGAAGGAUCAAGAGAGUAAAAGUUACUUUUUCCAUCCAGCAUGAGACACAAACACAGAAAACCACUAAACACAGGAUCUCCACACCAUGUUUGUUUGUUAUGUAAUAAAGUUUGUUUCUGUGAUUGACUCAUAA